AUGUUCCACAACCAAGCCACCACCAUAACACCACCACUACAACGCCAAGAAGGACAUCAACCACACCAUGAAUACUCCACUGAGUUGAUCGAUCAAGAAUUAUUCUCGUCAACAACCAUCAAUGGAAACAAACAACAAGAAAAAAUAUUCACCGAUGAUGUUCAUCAAGAGGUUGAGGACGAUCCUAAGGAUUUGGCUGACGCGACGUUGAAACCAAGGCUGGACUUGAACGAUCGAACAUUAUGUCCACCACCAUCAUCAUCGGAAUGGACCAACAAACAAAUUUUAAAAAGAUUUACAUCCCGAAAUGUGAUGAUUCGGAAUGAUUCUUGCAAAGAGGAGGAAGUUAAUAUUUACAGCAACAUCAGUUCUUUCAGUGAUAUUGCUGUUGCAUGUUUGGAAUGGAUAAAGAAGAAAUUAAAUCAUCAUGAAAAACAUGGGAAUGUUUCAUCAAAUUUUACCUCAUCAUCAACAAACAGUUCUAUUCCUCAAAUUUUGUCGGAUGAAGAAGAAAUUAUGUUUGGUUUUUCCUCCACCUUUGCACUCAAGCACAAUCUCUAUUUGGAAUGGUUGUUUUGGCUUGUUUUAAUGAUUACAUUUGGCUUUCUGCUUAUUCUCUGUAAAUGGUUCCCAUGGCUGAAAACAUGGAUGACACAUUCAUAUUGCAAAUCUUUUAAAGAGGCAGAUGCUAUUCUGUUGUGUAGCAGAACAAAUGUCAAUGCAAUGGACGGCUCUCAUGGUAAAUGGAACUGUUGCAAAAUUGAAAAAUCUCGUAUUCACACGGAUGAUGGUAAAAAGCAAGGUGAAAUUGAGAUUAUUUACUUUAAAUUCCGAUAUGUGACGUUUAUUUACGAUGAAGAGGGAGAUUGCUUUGUUCCAUGUAAUUUUUCUUUGCAAGAGUCGUUAAAAUCGAAUGGCAAUGAACAAAGUGAAGGUCUAUUCAAUGGAGAAUCAAUUCAUCGUCUUGCCAUACACUACUUGCAUGAUCAUGAUCGAAACAUAAGAGGCAAGAUUUUUGGACGAAAUGUUAUUGAGACUCCUGUCAAACCGAUACUGUCAUUGGCAAUGGAUGAGAUAUUUCAUCCAUUUUACAUCUUUCAGAUUUUCAGUGUUUGCAUUUGGUGUUUAGUUGAAUAUUACAUUUAUGCUAUUGCCAUUGCAGUGAUUAGUACAUUAUCAGGCUUGAUAAGUUUGUACACAACCCGAAAGACAAUGGUUAAACUAAGAGAAAUGACCUCUUUAAGUUUUUCUGUCAACAUGAUUGAUCAGAUCCAUGGACAGACGAGAUAUUCCAAGAUUGAUUCUUCACUUCUACUUCCAGGUGAUAUGAUUGAGAUUGAGAAUGGAAUGACUAUUCCCUGUGAUCUUGUGUUGCUGUCAGGGCAGGUGAUUGUUAACGAGUCCAUGAUGACUGGUGAGAGUACUCCUGUGAAAAAGAUACAUGUCCCCUAUUCCAACAAAGAUCUCUUAAAGAGCGAUCUCUCAAAUUCCACAUUAUUUGCGGGUACUCAUGUUAUCAUGACUAAACCAGCUUCGGGAUCACAUCAUAAUUUCUCCUUAUACUAUCAUAAUAAUUUUCCAAGCAAAGUGUUAGCAAUGGUCACUCAUACAGGAUUCCAAACAACUAAGGGUAGAAUGUUAUUACCUAUCAUAUAUCCGAAACCUAAUAACUUUCGAUUAUAUAGAGAUAGUUUUAAAUUUAUGGGAAUAAUGUCAAUUGCUGGAUUUGUUGGAGUGUUUUUCACAGUUAUUAAUCUUGCCAAAAUUCAUGUUUCUCUGUUGAGAAUUAUAUUGGAAAAUAUUGUUCUGAUUACAAUUGUUGUCCCUCCUGCGCUUCCAAUUGCCAUCACCACCACUAUAUCUUUUGCUGUUGCAAGGCUAAAAGAGUCGUGGAGAAUAUUUUGUAUUGCUCCCCAAAGAAUUAGUUUCUCUGGACUGAUCAAGUUAAUUGUUUUUGACAAGACUAACACUCUAACAAGUGACAAUUUAGACCUUCAUGGAUGUGUGCAGGUCGACCCAGCUUGUGGGUCAUUCAGUCAUCUUCUUCACAGCUUUGAAUAUGGUUCUUAUUUAAGUUUCGGAAUGGCCACCUGUCAUGACUUGUGCAACCUUACCACGACUGAAGGCGUCACAAAAAUUGUGGGAGAUCCUUUGGACAUGAAAAUUUUCGAGUCGUGCAAAUGGAGAAUCGAAGACUCAAACAACAAUGAAUUUAUGACUGUCAUUUCUCCUGACAACAAACAUUCAUUCUCUAUUUUGAAGAUAUUUCAAUUCAAGUCAUCACUGCAACGAAUGUCAGUGAUAGCAAUGAAUUUACAAUCACAGGAAAUAUUCUGUUUUUCAAAAGGCUCCUCGGAAAUGAUUAAGCAGCUUUCAAAACCAUCCACAAUCCCACACAAUUUCGCUCAAACUCUGUAUAAGUAUUCCCACAAAGGAUAUCGCGUUAUUUCUAUUGCAUACGGAAAAAUUGCAGAUUCUCACACAAUCCACAAUAUACAUGAAUUUAUUGACAAGAUGGAGCGUGAACAAGUAGAGAAGGAUCUCAAUUUCAUUGGCCUCAUUUGUUUGGAGAAUAAGUUGAAAGCCGAUACAUCUAGAGUGAUCAAAAAGUUGAUUGCAGCAAAUCUCAGAUCCGUAAUAGCUUCAGGUGAUAAUGCUUAUACUGUAAUUUCAGUAGCCAGAAAAUGUCACAUUUUACCAAGCUCCAAAAAAGUUUACCUUAGCGAGCUUUUCUCUGACGAGGUCGAUGAAGCAUCCUCAAAUUGGCAUGAAAAUAUUAUUUGGAGAAAUGUAGACUGUGAGCAAGAUGUUAUUACUUCAGAACAAAUAAUGAAUGGGGAUGAGUCCUUUGGAUCCAAUGUCGAAUUGGCUGUGACAGGAACUAUUUUUAACAUGAUCUAUAACAGACAUUUACCAGAUUUGGAGCUUGCCAAACAACAAAAACUUGAAACUCCAUAUGUGAAUAUUGGCACUCCAACCCUUCUUCAUCGGUUAAUGAGUUAUUGCAGAAUUUAUUCAAGAUUUUCACCCAGCGACAAAAUGAAAAUUGUUGAAGAAUUCCAAAAAUUAGAUUAUUACGUCAUGAUGUGUGGAGAUGGACAAAAUGAUGCAAAAGCACUACAAACGGCCAACGUUGGAGUGUCGCUCAGUAGUGAAUCUGAAGCUUCUUUGGCAGCACCUUUUACAAGUUUGAAUCCUAGCAUCAGUUGUGUAAUGGCAAUAAUGAGAGAGGGACGGUCCGCAUUAUGGUCUUCAUUUCAAGUCUUCAAGUACAUGUCUCUCUACUGUUUGAUCCAAUUCUUUUCAGUCUUAAUUCUAUUUCAGAAGAACAGCAAACUGUCAGACUUUCAAUAUUUAUAUGUAGACAUGUUUGUAAUAUUGCCAACCAUUUUGUUGAUGACUCGGACAAAAGCUACAAGUACAUUGAAAAGAGUGCGGCCUCCAACCUCUCUCAUAUCAAGAUUUGUGAUUUUGAGUUGGAUUGGACAGAUAAUUUUAAGUUUUUCCAUGAUUGGGUUUGUGUGGAGUGAAAUUCAUCAAAUUGGAAACAUUGACUCGUGGCUUAAAUUAUUGGAGCAUCCAUCUAAAGAUGUCACGAAGAAUUAUUGGAGUUAUGAGUCGACCAUUAUAUUUUUGAUUUCCACUUUUUGCACAAUCAAUUGUGCGAUCAGUCUAAGCAUUAGCAAGCCUUUCAAGAAAACCCUUCUAACAGAUAAUUUCUACUUUGUCAUGUGCUUGACUAUUCUUUAUUUUUUUACGUGCUAUUUCACACUUGUUCCAUGCUCAUGGCUCAAGUCGGUAUUGCAAUUGAUGCAUUUGCCCAUGUAUUACAAAGUCAGAAUUAUUAUCUAUGGAUUACUACAUUUAAUAAUGAGCUAUUGUUUUGAAUUAUUAUUGGUUUCAGAACGCUUUAAGAAGAUUGUAAAGCGAAUGAACGUGGUUGCUUUACUUUCUGUCUUGAGAAAAUUGUUUGUAAACAUUCCUUCUGUGAGGGAUAGAAUCGAAAAGUUAGUAGCGAACAAGAAAGCCAGAAGAAGAAAAUACAAGCAGCUUAACGAGAGAUUAGGUUUGAGGACUGUUCACAACCGAGAAAUUUCAAAGCUAAAAACUUCUCUUAAAUCUGAAUCUAAGGCGUAUUUGCUGCAAGAAAUUGUGUGA
Naegleria fowleri is the source of this 4158-nucleotide messenger RNA. RefSeq lists its product as uncharacterized. Bases 1 to 4158 code for a protein of 1385 amino acids. The record is from RefSeq and is a predicted model, not a curated record. NCBI's taxonomy places the organism in Eukaryota, Heterolobosea, Eutetramitea, Acrasida, Naegleriidae. Gene Ontology annotation, molecular function: ATP binding; P-type transmembrane transporter activity; ATP hydrolysis activity. The transcript has a single exon. Gene Ontology annotation, cellular component: membrane.